AGCCCUCACUGGGCUGCCCUCGGACGGACGGCGGGGGACCUCCCCGGGAAGCGAGCGGAGCGGGCUGUGCAGAGCACGAGGCCAAAGGAACAUGUCUCCUGGAAAGGGCUUGUGGGCCGCCCUGCCAAUCCCUGUGAGACGGGAUGGAGCGGUGACAUUGUGCUGUCACUACUACUUGGUGCUGCGGGCGGUCUCCUGAGGAUGCUUUGUGCCUAAGGCCCCCCAUCGUUCUCAUUGUGCUGAAGAGGAAACAUUUAUUCGAGAAUAUUUACCUAACUUAGAAAAAAAUUUAACUUGGCACUAUGGGGAUACAAGGAUUACUGCAAUUUAUCAAAGAAGCUUCUGAACCUGUCCACAUGAGGAAGUAUAAAGGGCAGGUAGUAGCUGUGGAUACAUACUGCUGGCUUCACAAAGGAGCUGUUGCUUGUGCUGAAAAACUAGCCAAAGGUGAACCUACCGAUAAGUAUGUAGGAUUUUGUAUGAAAUUUGUAAAUAUGUUACUAUCUCAUGGGAUCAAGCCUAUCCUGGUAUUUGAUGGAUGUACUUUACCUUCUAAGAAGGAAGUGGAGAAGUCUAGAAGAGAAAGAAGACAAGCCAAUCUUCUUAAGGGAAAGCAGCUUCUUCGUGAGGGGAAGGUUUCAGAAGCCAGAGAAUGUUUCACCCGUUCUAUGAGUAUCACACGCGCUAUGGCCCACAACGUAAUUAAGGCUGCUCGGUCUCAGGGAGUAGAUUGUCUUGUGGCUGCAUAUGAAGCAGAUGCACAGUUGGCCUAUCUUAAGGCUGGUAUUGUACAGGCUGUAAUUACAGAAGACUCUGACCUCCUCGCUUUUGGCUGUAAAAAGGUUAUUUUAAAAAUGGACCAGUUUGGAAAUGGACUAGAAGUUGAUCAGGCUCGGCUAGGAAUGUGCAAACAGCUUGGGGAUGUGUUCACAGAAGAGAAGUUCCGUUAUAUGUGCAUUCUUUCAGGCUGUGACUAUCUCUCAUCGCUGCGUGGGACUGGAUUAGCCAAGGCCUGCAAAGUACUGAGACUAGCCAACAAUCCAGAUAUUUUAAAGGUUAUCAAGAAAAUUGGACAUUAUCUCAAGAUGAAUAUAACAGUACCAGAAGAUGACAUCAAAGGAUUUAUUUGGGCCAAUAAUACCUUCCUCUAUCAGCUACUAGUUUUUGAUCCCAUCAAAAGGAAACUCAUCCCCUUGAAUGCCUAUGAAGAUGACAUUGAUCCUGAAACACGAAGCUAUGCUGGGCGAUAUGUUGAUGAUUCUAUAGCUCUUCAAAUAGCACUUGGAAAUAAAGAUAUAAAUACUUUCGAACAGAUUGAUGACUACAAUCCAGACACUGCCGUGCCUGCGCAAUCAAGAAGUCAUAGUUGGACUGACAAAACAUGUCAAAAGUCAUCUAAUAUUAAUAGCAUUUGGCAUAAGAACUAUUGCCCUAGACUUGAGCUGGACAUUGUUUCAGAUGCUACAAAGGUGAAGGAAAAUCCAAGUACUGUGGGCAUUGAACUAGCGAUUAGUACUAAAGGGUUAAAUCUUCCAAGGAUGUCAUCCAUUGCAAAAAGACCAAGAAGUGAAGAGCUAUCAGAAGAUGAUCUAUUGGGUCAGUAUUCUACUUCCUUUACAAAGAAGAUCAAGAAAAAUAGUUGUGAAGGUAAUAAAUUAUUGAACUCUUCUGAACGGUUUAUGCCUGACCUGGUAGAUGGAACUACUGUUAAAAAAAGCUUAAGCACACCACCUAGGACAAGAAACAAAUUUGCAACAUUUUUACAGAGAAAAAAUGAAGAAAGUGGUGCAGUUGUGGUUCCAGGAACCAGAAGCAGGUUUUUUUCCAAUUCUCUGGAUUCUGCUGACUGUAUAUCAAAGAAAGCAAGCAGCCAGUCUCUAGAUGAAACUGCUGUCACAGAUAAAGAAACCACUGUAAAUGAAUCAGAUUGUCUAGAUGGCAAGAAGUUGUUAGAUAUCAGUGUAGCACAUAAUUCAAGUGAGCAUAUUCCAGAUGAUGUGACUGUGAUUGCUGAAGAGUCUCAGUCUUUUAAGACCAGCAGAUUCACGAGGACCAUCUCACCACCCACCUUGGGUACACUAAGAAGUUGUUUCAGUUGGUCUGGAAGUCUUGGAGAUUUUUCAAGAACACCAAGCCCCUCUCCAAGCACAGCAUUGCAGCAGUUCCUUAGAAAGAGUGAUUCUCCCAUCUCUCUGCCUGAGAAUAAUGAGCCGUCUGAUGUAUCUCAGUUAAAGAGUGAUGAGUCAAGUGAUGGAUCUCAUCCCUUACAUGAAGUGGAUUGGUCUUCACAGUCUCAGGAAAGCAUGGACUUAUCACCACACAAUUUAAAUACAUCAAAACUUUCUCAGCCUUCUAGUGAGGAUUUAGAUUCAGAGGUUCCUGGGCUGUAUAAAUCUAGUUCUGUGGACAAUCUUUCUACAACCAAGAUCAAACCUUCAGUACCUGCCAGAGUCAGUGGGCUGAGCAAGAAGCCAUCAAGCAUCCAUAAGAGAAAUCAUCAUAAUGCCGAGAACAAGCCAGGAUUGCAGAUAAAAAUCAAUGAACUCUGGAAAAAUUUUGUGUUUAAAAAAGAUUCUGAGAAGCUUCCUUCUUGUAAGAAGCCAGAUCCCCUGUCUCCAGUCAAAGAUAACAUCCAACUAACUCCAGAAGAAGAGGAUAUAUUUAACAAUUCUGACUGUAUGUGUGUUCAGAGAGCAAUAUUCCAAUAAACACAGGCAGCUGGGGAGGCUAUUGCCUGCAAGAGAAUCUCUAUCAAUUUCAUAUCCUGUUUGAGAAUGAUGCAGUUAUCAGUAUGAA
This is a messenger RNA of Balaenoptera acutorostrata (minke whale), 2796 nucleotides long. RefSeq names its product exonuclease 1-like. Gene Ontology annotation, molecular function: 5'-3' DNA exonuclease activity; DNA binding; metal ion binding. The record is from RefSeq and is a predicted model, not a curated record. NCBI's taxonomy places the organism in Eukaryota, Metazoa, Chordata, Mammalia, Artiodactyla, Balaenopteridae. The transcript is spliced from 2 exons. The coding region runs from base 303 to 2708 and encodes 801 amino acids. Gene Ontology annotation, cellular component: nucleus. Gene Ontology annotation, biological process: DNA recombination; mismatch repair.